Molecule: messenger RNA, 1602 nt
Organism: Schistocerca cancellata (South American locust)
Lineage: Eukaryota; Metazoa; Arthropoda; Insecta; Orthoptera; Acrididae
Product: uronyl 2-sulfotransferase-like
Exons: 6
Coding region: 1-990 (329 amino acids)
Cellular component (GO): membrane
Molecular function (GO): sulfotransferase activity
Source: RefSeq, a predicted model, not a curated record
AUGCGGCCGCGGCGCUGGCAGCUGUGCGCCGCGCUGGGCUGCGCCGGCUGGCUGUCGCUGGCGCUGCUCGCGCUGCUGCCCGCCGGCACCUCCCCGCUGGCGCCAGCCGCAGACCCGCGGGUCCUGGCGUCCAGCCCCGCGGCGCGCUCGGCCACCAAGUCGCUGGCGGAGGUGGCGGCCAUGCCGCCCUCCGCGCACGUGCUGCUCUUCAACCGCGUGCCCAAGGCCGGCGGCGAGAUGCUGGUGCUGCUGCUGCAGUGGCUGCAGGGCCGCAACGGCUUCCGACACGUGCGCCUCGGCCCGGGCCCGCGCAGGAUGACCCGCUCACAGCAGGAAAGUCUUGUGGAAACGAUAAUGAAGACCAUACGUGAUGAAGCUGUCCCAGUUGCUUUCGAUCGUCAUGUGUAUUUUAUAAAUUUCACACUGUUUGAUAAGCAGUCUCCAACAUACAUAAACCUUGUUAGAGAUCCUGUGGACAAAGCAGCAUCAAGGUUUUAUUAUGCUAGAGUAACACCAGAUCCAAGAAAUCCUGAUUUGCAUUAUGCUCCUCCAAGGCUCAACAAGAAUUUCAUCAGCUCUAAUUUUGAUGAAUGUGUUGCACUUCAAGAUCCUGAAUGUACGUUUGAAACAGGGCAGCCAUAUGAUCUAACAAUACCUUACUUCUGUGGACAUGAGGAAUGGUGUAUGCAGCUGAACAACCGAAUGGCACUAGAGAAAGCCAAAGAAAAUGUGGAACACUUCUUUCCUGUUGUUGGUGUCCUGGAAGAACUGAAUGCUACUUUAGCUUCCUUGGAGAGCAAUCUUCCAUAUUUCUUUAAGGGUGUUCAAAAAAUGUAUUUUGAAGAAUUGCUACAACCACACAAAAAUAGGAAUCGAAAGAAACCACCAGAGGUUGCUCACAAAACUCGAAAGUGGCUACAUUCACAACUGGAGCUUGAAUAUGAAUUUUAUUAUUGGUUACGAGCAAGAUUACUGACUCAAAUACAGUGAUAUAAUGAUAAACUGUCAAAUUGCAGAUUGCAGCAUCAAUUUUAUAUAAAUGUGACCUGAACUGAAAUUUUAUACCAAAUGUGGUGUGCAAUCUCUGUAUUUUAUUGCUGAAUCAGCUAUUUUAUUUAUGACUCUACUUUCUGAAUAAUAAGUACAAAUUUAUUUAUGUAUAUUUUCAUCUAUUUGUAGAGUAUUUUUUAAUUCAGUGUGCUGCAUUAUGCUUGUAGCUAGUGUACACCUCUUGCCAGAUGUUAGAUGGACUGGUUGUUUCCUGUGUGUAACUGUUAUCAGGUGUCCUUCAUGGAACAUAUGAUGUGUGAAUGAUCUACGAAGAAAAUUUUUCAUAAUUUGCAAAUAGUUAUGUUUUAAUUUUAAGGAUGUCUGACUUACCAUGUUUUAAGUCCCUUUGAUACCAUAUAUAUCAAAAAUAGAAAUGCUAAUUUCUACACACAGAUUGUGAAAUGUUUGCAUAUAAUUUGGUUGCACGUUAUUCAAUGAGAAGAAUAGUUGUAAAUAUGUAACAUAAUUGUUGUAUGUCAGGGCAAUAAUAUUGUACUUGCAUUACAAUUGUAACUUGCCAGUAUGAAUAUAAAAUCAUUUAUAGUUUCGUCA